Messenger RNA from Alligator mississippiensis (American alligator), 806 nucleotides. RefSeq names its product dual specificity protein phosphatase 13-like. Gene Ontology annotation, cellular component: cytoplasm. The record is from RefSeq and is a predicted model, not a curated record. Gene Ontology annotation, biological process: protein dephosphorylation; negative regulation of MAPK cascade. Gene Ontology annotation, molecular function: protein tyrosine/serine/threonine phosphatase activity; MAP kinase phosphatase activity. NCBI's taxonomy places the organism in Eukaryota, Metazoa, Chordata, Crocodylia, Alligatoridae. The transcript has 3 exons. The coding region runs from base 47 to 649 and encodes 200 amino acids.
AACCUGUUUUGGACAGUGCCUGAGCGCACGACACAGAAGAACAGGGAUGCUGCACCCCAGGAGCUCUUCCUCUGAAACCAGCAGCCAGGAAAGCCAAGCACCAUACGAGACACCAGAACUAUUUGACCUUCAGAGGCUGUUCUGGCUCAGAGGUGGAUCUGACAAUCACGUGGACCAAGUCUGGCCAAACCUUUAUCUGGGAGAUGCAUGGGCUGCUAGAAGUAAAGCAACUCUUCAAAGCCUUAAUAUUACUCACAUCCUAAAUGCAGCAGAUGGGCCAUACAGUAUCAACACAGGAGCCAGAUAUUACAGAGAUCUGCAAAUAGAGUACUAUGGAGUAGAAGCGUUUGAUGACCCUUCCUUUGAUUUAAGUAUCUUUUUCUAUGAUGCUGCUAAUUUCAUACACAAAGCCUUAAACACACCAGGAGGUAAAGUGUUUGUCCAUUGUGCCAUGGGGAUAAGCCGCUCAGCAUCUCUUGUGCUUGCCUUUUUAAUGAUCCAUGAAGAUAUGACACUUGUAGAUGCUUUGAAAACAGUGAAUUCUCAAAGGGAAAUCUGCCCAAACACAGGAUUCCUGAGCCAGCUCCGAAACCUGGACAUCAAAUUAAAUGAAGAAAGGAAAGGUGUCAGGAAAUCUGCUUGCAAAUAACCAUGAGAGAGCCCUGCAAAGAGAGUCUUAGAAAUUACCAUUGUCUUGUAUAGCUCUUAAAAAUUAAUCCUCUUCUACAAACUAAAGAUGUAAAUUAAAAAUACAGUGUAACACAUAUUCUACUUAGAAAUAUUUAUUUGAUCACGUUUUCUUUACA